UCCAAAUAUUGCGGGGUUACUAGGUUUAAUACGUUACACGGUGCAUUUUAAAACGUGCAGUAGAAAGAAGAGGCGGAGCGGAAUCGUUUCUCAGUCGAGCUGUAUCUUCUGAAUGCUGAAAGGCUCGCUGGACCGCGAACAACAGCGCCUGUGGGGAAUCCCGGAGAUAAAGAACUAGCGGUCGCCUGCAGACGCCCGCACCUGUGGCAGUCAUGCUGGUGGAUUUCGAAAAGCUGCGGAUGACGGGCGCUGGGAAAGCUAUUGCUGUCCUGACAAGCGGCGGAGAUGCACAAGGAAUGAAUGCAGCCGUUCGUGCUGUAACACGCAUGGGCAUUUAUGUCGGUGCAAAGGUUUACCUGAUCUAUGAGGGCUACCAAGGACUUGUGGAUGGAGGUGACAACAUCAAACCUGCCAACUGGCAAAGUGUGACCAACAUCAUCCAGCUGGGUGGCACCGUGAUUGGCAGUGCCCGCUGUAAGGCUUUCACUACACGAGAGGGUCGCCUGGCAGCUGCCUUCCACCUGGUCCAGCGGGGCAUCACUAACCUGUGUGUGUGCGGUGGGGACGGCAGCCUCACUGGUGCCAACAUCUUCCGCAGUGAAUGGAGUGAACUGUUGGCCCAGCUGGUGGAGGAAGGGAGAAUCGCUGACCCUUUGGCUCAACAAUACACUCAUCUAAACAUUGUGGGCCUUGUGGGUUCCAUCGAUAAUGACUUCUGCGGAACAGACAUGACCAUCGGAGCCGACUCGGCUCUUCAUCGCAUCAUGGAGGUCAUUGAUGCCAUCAGCACCACUGCACAGAGUCACCAGAGGACAUUUGUGCUGGAGGUGAUGGGCAGACAUUGCGGGUACCUGGCUGUGGUGUCAGCUCUGGCAUCUGGUGCCGACUGGGUCUUUAUCCCCGAGGCUCCUCCAGAGGAGGGGUGGGAGGACCACAUGUGUGCCCGCCUUGGAGAGAGUCGCAGCAAGGGGUCUCGCCUCAACAUUGUGAUCAUCGCAGAGGGCGCCAUUGAUAAGCACGGCCAGCCAAUAACCUCCAACUACGUAAAGGAUCUGGUGGUGCAGAGGCUGGGUUAUGACACUCGGAUCACUGUACUGGGGCACGUGCAAAGGGGAGGAACACCUUCUGCCUUCGACAGGGUGCUGAGCAGUAAACUGGGGGUGGAGGCAGUUGUAGCCUUGUUGGAGGCUACACCAGAGACUUCGGCCUGUGUGAUCGGACUGUCUGGUAACCAGGCCAUGCGUCUCCCUCUUAUGGAAUGUGUCAAUAUGACAAAAGAGGUCCAGAAAGCCAUGAAUGAGGGGCGAUUCGAUGAAGCUAUUCAACUACGUGGAAAGAGUUUUGAGAACAACUGGAACACUUAUAAGCUUUUAGCCCACCAGAAACCUGCCCAGUCAAAGAGCAACCACUCCGUGGCGAUCCUGAACGUGGGAGCUCCUGCGGCGGGUAUGAACGCGGCCGUGAGGUCGGCGGUCCGAGUGGGCCUGGCCCAGGGUCUCCGUGUCUACACCGUCCAUGAUGGCUUCGAGGGCUUGGCCAGAGGCGCGGUGACAGAGAUGCACUGGCAUGAUGUAGCUGGGUGGACUGGCCAAGGAGGCUCACUGCUCGGUACAAAACGAACCCUCCCCAACUCCUGCAUGGAAAAAAUUGUGGAGAAUAUUGGCAAAUUUGGUAUUCAGUCUCUUCUGGUUAUCGGUGGAUUUGAGGCUUAUGAGGGAAUUCUCCAGCUGGUGGAGGCUCGGGGCCAUUAUGACGAACUUUGCAUUGUCAUGUGUGUGAUUCCGGCCACCAUAAGCAACAACGUUCCAGGCACAGAUUUCAGUAUAGGAGCAGACACGGCUGUCAAUGCUGCCAUGGAGAGCUGUGACAAAAUCAAGCAGUCUGCAUCUGGCACCAAGAGGCGUGUCUUCAUUGUCGAGACCAUGGGUGGAUAUUGUGGCUAUCUGGCAACCACCACAGGCAUCGCUGUUGGGGCAGAUGCAGCCUACAUCUUUGAAGAGGCCUUCAACAUUCAUGACCUGGAGAUGAAUGUAGAGCAUUUGACAGAGAAGAUGAAGAAUGACAUUCAGAGAGGCCUGGUGCUGAGAAAUGAGAAAUGCCACCAACACUACACAACCGACUUCAUCUAUAACCUGUACUCUGCUGAGGGCAUGGGCGUCUUCGACUGUAGGGUUAACGUACUGGGACACUUGCAGCAGGGUGGCGUCCCUACGCCCUUUGACAGGAACUUUGGCACCAAAAUGGGAGUGAAGGCAGUGCAGUGGCUUGCUGAGAAAAUGAAACAGACCUACAGGCAAGGCCGUGUGUUUGCCAAUGCCCCGGACACGGCCUGUGUCAUCGGCAUGAACAGGAAAGUGAUGUCAUUUAGCCCGGUCACAGAGCUCAAGGACCACACAGACUUUGAAGCAGAUACCGGUUCUGCUGCUAGGUUGAUGCCCUUCCGCGGCCCUGUCCAGUUCUCCUUCUGUAAGGGCCCGUGUCCUGGUGUCUCCUCCAUGCUCUCAAGACUGAGCUGGGAGAGGCAACAAACAAUCUUGAGACGGCACAUAUCGAUUACCUGGAUUACCUGUACAGCCUGAAUGGACUGCAGGUACCACCUCAUGCUAUUAGUAGUGACAUGGACAUUAGCACAAUGCAAAACUAUAGUACUGUAGAGAAAAAUUGGUCAGGAAGGAUGAGGAGAGAAUAACCAUCUGUGGCCACCACCUGCAAAACUAUUCCCUUUUUGGGGAUGGUCUUGCUUCUCCAGUGCCCCUGUUACUUUAAUUUGCACCAAGGCAGGUAAAUUAUACAUAAUUGCUUAUGUUAGGAAACCUAACUGGACAGAAUGAUAUUAAAGCUUAAUUAACUCUGUUACUGUGAUGAUUGUGUUCUCUUAAUUUUAAUUUUUUUUAUAUGGUAGUCAAAAUUGCAUUAAAAUAUACAAGGAUACCCAAGAAAGAGGAUGCUUUGGACAAGGGUGCUUCGUCAGCUGUGCAAAAGUACUCCUGAAAUUGUAGGAGAAAUUUGAAUGUCCCUCCUCCUCCCCCAAAUUCAGAAGCACAUCCUGUUUCUCUGGAAACCUUGUGUACUUCGUUGCAAUCUCUACAUCUUUUAUGACAGUACACUGCAGUUACUCACCAGGAAUCUUAGAAGGAGGUUCUGAACUGGUGUCUGCCAAAUGCUAAAAAUGUAACUGUGUGGCUCUGCAGACACAGGAUGCAGAAGGAUCAGUGGUGGAUAAAUCUGCGAGCUGUGCUGAAGAUGUUGGCCAAGUACCACACCAACUUCGAGGAAUACGUUA
Molecule: messenger RNA, 3283 nt
Organism: Electrophorus electricus (electric eel)
Lineage: Eukaryota; Metazoa; Chordata; Actinopteri; Gymnotiformes; Gymnotidae
Source: RefSeq, a predicted model, not a curated record